Molecule: messenger RNA, 2481 nt
Organism: Trypanosoma cruzi
Lineage: Eukaryota; Euglenozoa; Kinetoplastea; Trypanosomatida; Trypanosomatidae
Exons: 1
Coding region: 1-2481 (826 amino acids)
Source: RefSeq, a predicted model, not a curated record
AUGUCUGGGCGUGUGCGUGUUGGAUUUCUUUCUUUUUUUUUUUUUUUUUUGUGUGUGUGUGGAGGGGGAUUUGGUGCCUCGGCGUUAUUUUGUUUGCGCCCCGCCCAAACUCCCCGCUUUUCUGAUGUUUUCUCUUUUUUUUUUUUUACUGCCGCACACAAGGGGGAGGGAGGGGAGGGGACGGUCGUCCAGAUGACUGGAGGCGGCGACCAGCAGCAGCAAGGAGAGGAGACGGCAGAUGACGGUAUGGAGCGGAAGAGGUGUUCUUCACCGGCCGCUUCAGGCUUGUUUGACACGCCGAGGGAGCCGCCUGUGCAUUCCUCGCCAAACGGUGAGGAAAUGACGCCAACACGCGGGGCGGAUGCGAGAACUCACAGUUGUGCUGGAAACAGCUGCAGCGGGGAAGAGGGAGGGGGAAGAAACGCAUGGCAGCCGCCGAGACUGGAGGAUUUUGCCGGCCCUUUCAGCGGUGUUUUUCCACCCGAGGCGGCCGUGAAAAUGACGGACGUGGCUAACAACAACGACUGUCGCGGCAGUGACGAGGGGUCAUUACUCGCCAGAGAAGUUCAUGAAAUGUUCACGGCAUUGCCCGAUGUGCCCGCCCCUGCCAGCAGCAAACACGUCACGCAGCAGACUUUUGAGAGCGGCGUCGUGACGACGUCGAAGACGGGGUGCAACCCUCGGGUGGAGCAAAAGGAACCAUAUGGGCUGCAGUUAAACACGGGUCCAUCUUCGGCAACAAGUCGCGAUCCCAAUCAACAAUUCCUGCGGCUGCUGAAGGGGCAUCAGCGGCGUGAAGCGGGUCACACGUCGCCACGUUCAUCCAUUCCGAAGCCAACGAGGAAUUACCCUACUUGGCGGACCACCAACUCGAAAGGCAAAACAAAUCAUCGGGGGGGAAAGGAGGGUGGCAUGCCGCUCAAUUUUCGUGUACCCACCUCUCGAUCGCCACGCGGCACCUCUUUUUCAUUUGUUUUCCAGAAGGAGGCAAGGCGACGGCGUCUAAACGAUGAAAUAAUGCCGGACGGAGGGACCUAUGCCAAAUCCAUUGAAGACCGACCAAAGCCAAGCGUCGCGGUAUUAGCUGGAGACAGACAGCAUGUCGCUUCAGCGCCAGUGGAGCAAAGAGAGGCAUCGUCACUUGUAUCGGUGGUGGCUCAUGUCAUGGAUGCCACACCAACAUUGAAAACAUCCGCUGAAGAGGAACCGACAGCACGGCUGGUGCCACCCAUGCAAACACCCUUUUUUGCCUCCAGAAGCACCUUCAUUUACGCCGAUGGAAGACAAGAAGAGACGUUGCAGCUGCCCAAAAAGAAAACGGUUCAACAUCCGGGCAUAAUUCUGGACGAAAUCAGCACGUUGCCGUCAGAGCUUCUGGACGGCGCACUGAAUUCGUCGUCCGUUUUUAACUACCCCGUCGAUUGGGAAAAGACUCCUAUUGAAGAAUCGCGUCCAUUGCAAACGGAACGCCAUCCCACAACAGGCAUUUGGGAUGCAACGGUGAAGGACAACCCAAGAAAUCACACCGUCUUUGAAGAUGAAAAAGAAGACGAGCAGAAAAAUGAUUCCUUUGCCUUUGAGGGCAUGGGCUUCAACUCAAUAUUGCCAACGACACGCAGUCGAUGGUCCAACAGUCCUGUCUAUGAGAUUGUGGCCCAUGCCCCAUCCACUCAGACCUCUACACGUGCGCCAAGUGUCAUGAGUGUACUUCAAGCAUUACCCGCAGCCCCUCCACCUGAGCAAGAGGAACAAUUCUCGUUGUCAUCGUGUACAGUGGAAGAGAAGAAGCCGGUGGCAGAAAAUGCCACGGAGCCUGUGACAUCUAUAUUGUCAUACAAAGCACGUUUUAGCGGAAACAAUCGGAGCGAGACACGGCGAAAGGAGCGCCCUUUAGCGUCAAGGUCUCAACGACCGCUCCCGGCGUCUUUAGGUUCAUAUGCUGAGAUUAGGACCUCAGCGCGGCGAUUUCAUGCCGGAGCUGAAGCUGGGAGGGAUGUGAAGGUUCGGCAUCAAAACCGCCAAUACCAACCCAAAUUCCAUCAGAAACGUCGUCCACAUGGCAAGCGGGAUGAAAUGGAAAGGCCACCCCCAUGGGAAAUUGCAGCUCAGGUGAAGGCAAUACGAGAGCGUUUGUGCCGUUUACGUGAAAUGGGGAUGCAUCGCGAGGCAGAAGUUUUCUGGUACUUAUGGCCAGAAGAGCGGCAGCUGUGGCACUCUCUUACGAACAAAUUGACAUUACUUCGUGGUCAGGCCGCAGAACUGACCAAACGGAUUUCGGAAUGGGAAAUGGGGCAUCCUGAAGAUACAUUGGCUAGAGUAGAGAAGAGGAUUCAGCUGAUCCAAUUCAAAAAGCAAUUUCUGCUGACGGAAUGGGAAAAGGUCGAGGAUCUCUCUUGGGAGUACCUCACGGCACAACUGUUGCAAGGUGCAAGGAAACCACUGAGGACUCUUAUCAUGCUACCCUCGUGGCAAAAGUUUUAA